AUGGAGAGAAGAAAGUCACAAAGGAAGAAGAUCGAAAGGGAAAAGGCAGUUAGAAAAGAGUCAGUAGGGAAACAUCUGGAUGAGAAAGGUCCUAGAAAAUUUGAACUGCGAGUCAGUCUCAGAUUAUCAGAAAAGCAUGAGACACAAGAAACGCAACUUGGUAAAAGCAAGAGUGUACACUGGCGACAAAAAAUGAAGCAAAAUCCAAAGAAAUUUGAGACCUUCAAGAAGUUUGAUGCUAUCAGAGCUCAGAUAAGAAGAGAUGAGUUGAAGACGGAGUUACAUAAGCCUGGGAAUGAAGAACUGCUGAAGCUGUACAGAGCCAAAAAAGCUGAGAAGAUGCGAGAAUUCCGUGCAAGAAAAAAACGUGAGAAAGAAGAAGAGGAAACAAAGAAUGGGAAAAAGCCAAAGACCCGUGCUCAAAUAGAAAAGGAAAAAGCCAGAAAAGCCAAAGAUGCUGCUAGAAAAAGAAGAGAGAGAGCUAAAAUGCCCAACAAGAAGAAGAGACAGAUCAAUGCGAAGCGACGUGAGCAGAGACGACGAGAAAAGGAGAGACUUGCGCUGGUAUUGGAACAUGAAGAACAGGAAAAGAAAGAAAAAGAAGAGGAACAAUUACGGCAAGAAAUAAAACAUCUUCAAGACAAGUUGGCCAAACACGAGCAAGCAAAGCAAACUGCAGCUACAUGUAGAUCUAAAGUGGCAAAAUGA
This is a messenger RNA of Lytechinus variegatus (green sea urchin), 708 nucleotides long. RefSeq names its product inner centromere protein-like. The transcript has a single exon. NCBI's taxonomy places the organism in Eukaryota, Metazoa, Echinodermata, Echinoidea, Temnopleuroida, Toxopneustidae. Bases 1 to 708 code for a protein of 235 amino acids. The record is from RefSeq and is a predicted model, not a curated record.